GAAGAAGAAUGCAAACAAUACACGCAUGACGAAGAGAAAGAGCGGAUCAGUCUCCAAAGUAGCGUUCCUAGAAGCCAGGAUCCAAUGGCAAGAAAAAAUAAUAAAGGAUCUUGAGCAAGAGUGCAAUUUCUUGCGUGAGCAAAUCAUGGGAAAGAAGAAAUCAUCUCAACCAAAAGUAUUUACUUUGGAGGACGACGACGAGGAUGACGAUGGCAACAUGGAUGAAGAUGACGCCAGAGAAUGAAUAAUACAGCUUCUGUCAAAUUUAAAGAUGAUGGAUGGUGACCUUUGACCUACUUCGGAGCUACGGAGCACUUUUAUCUGUAUCAUGUUUUUCUCUGAAUCAGUUAAUCUAAUCUUCUUAAUUUCUUCUUAAUCGUUUGGGUAUCUGCAUCACUCUUUCCUCUUGGGGUGAACACCGAGGUGAAUGUUUUUUUUUUUUAUUGAAAGAUAGAUACAAUAAAAUAAAAAAUAAAUCACAGUCAUAUUAACUUAAAUGUUUCUAGUAAAGAAAAUAAUGUAAGGGCUUUCUUUAACAAGACUGAGGGACUUGAGAGUUUUAGCUCAUUCCUCCAAUGAGUCUUAAAAUAUCUGCAUUUGUGAAUGAAGAACUUUCCCAGUAACACACCGGGGUGAAUGUUGUGGGAGCCAGGAUGUAGUGAGGGGGGAAUGAGACGCGCCAGACACAAUAUCACGAUACGGUGAUGUAGUUAAAAUAAAUCCUCACCAUCUUCUUUUUUCCCUUUCUCUCAAACACACACACACACACACACACACACACACAGCAAUUAAAUAUUCCGUUUAUUUAAACUCUUUUUGUUUGUGACAUAAAAAAACCACGUUAAUUAUAUUAGUUACAGAGGGUGAAAAGAUGAGAUCUAACGAAAAGUACAAAGUGUGAAAGUGCAAGCGAUUCUCACCCAACAAUCACCUCCACACACGCACACGCGCACACACACACACACCCCAUAUGCUAAGGCGAUUUGGAGAAACUGACGCAAAGUGAAUAGUGUGUGUGUGUGUGUGACCAUCAUGGAGUGAGCUUUUAAGCACAUAGGCCUAUUACAAUCAAUAAAGUAUAGGUUACCAUUCGUACGUUUUUCUUUAAAUACAGCUUUUUCCACAACUUGUUAGUUACUCACACCAAAGAGCACAUUUACAGGAACACCGAGACCUAUCAUGGACCUUGACAUCAUCAAUCUAACGGACGAAGGUUAUCUCAUGAGCCCAGAGUAUAACAACCUGUCCUACUUCACGGUCAAUAAUCUGGAAGAGUUGAGUGAAAUCAUUCGUCAAGCAGAGGCCGAAGAAACUAAGCACUCUGCUCCGGCACCGAUUCCCUCAACAGCCGACGUGGUUAAAAGAGCUGACCCGGUCCAACCAUCAUCUCAGACCGCUCCGGAGCAUGCGAAGGACGGUACACGUCCUCCUGUACAAACGCUACAUUCUUCUGCACCCGGGAGGAAGAGGUGGCGGACGCCCAGCAGCAGCGCCAGCAGCUCCAGCAGCACCAGCAGCAACGACAGCGACGGUCGACCGAGUGUUUCUCGCAACGCUUGUAUAACCGCAAAAACACCCAGAAAAUGUACGCAUAGUUUCAAAUGUGCAACCUGUCAGAGGGAGAGACAAGAAAUACAUCUUCUUGUUGGUACUAUGCUAAGGACCAUGAGCGAAAUCCUCUUUGUGAUGGGCCUUGGUGUUUGAGCUUGAAAGCAACCGCCGUCCCUCAAUACUUGAUGAUACAUGAAUUAAACCAGAAUGUAUUAAAUGAAACUCAGGAACCCACUCAAUCUUUAUGUGAGGAACAAGAAAGUGAUAUAGAUAUGGGAUAUAUAUCUAACCAACAAACGUAUAUUUCAUAUUUAUUACUUGUUAUUUAAUUUAGCAUACAAUUUGAAUAAAAUAAUGAAUAAAUCUCUCUCUCUCUCUCCCUCUCUCUCUCUCUUUUCAGCAAAAAGACCCAGAAAAUGUACGCAUAGUAUCAAACGUGCGACCUGUCAGAGGGAGAAAGAAGAAAAUACAUCUUCUCGUUGGUACUAUGCUAAGGGCCAUGAGCGAGAUCCUCUUUGUGCUAGGCCUUGGUGUUUGAGUGUAAGUUUGGGUUGUUGUUGUUUGUUUUUUUUUAUUUUGUUUUUUAUUUUCUGUAACCAUGGAUGAAAGCAACCACUGUCCCGCAAUACUUGAUGUGAUGAUACAAGAAUUAAACCAGAAUGUAUUAAAUGAAACUCGAGAACCCGCUCAGUCUUUAUGAGAAGCACAACAAGAUGUAGAAAUCACUGACCCACUCACAGACAUCAAUAUGGCUAUCGCAGCUCUUGAUCAUUCUCAAAGCAUUUUAAACACCAUAAAUCAAUGUCAAGACUUGUUAAAUCAAAUACCCUUGUCCUCUUCAAACAGCAUAACCACGCAGUACGACUCUUUAAUCAGAGAACAAAGCCCCGUCAUUUCUUUUAUCCCUGACCCAUUCUCAGAUAUUGAUUUUGCUAUCACCGAACUUAAUCAUACGCAAGCUGUUUUAAAUACGAUAAGCCAAUGUCAAGAUUUGUUAAAUCAAAUACCCGCCAAAUCCUCGAUCUCAAACGACACACAUUUCAAAACCGAGACCCGACUUGAUAAUAAUCAAAGUGCCCAAAAUCAAACGAGCGUCUUUAACGCCAUAGACCAUGCUCUAAAUCAUUUAGAAAAUGUACAACGUGCAAUGUCCGACCGUCAAAAUCAACAGCGAGGGGGUAAUGUAGAGGAUGUUCAUUCAGAAAAUUUAGAACAUCAACAUACAAUGCAGCAAGAAAACUCGCCUCAAAAUUCACCCUCGUCGAGGGUGGUGACGCGACCUAGAUUUAACAACGUUGAAUCCAGCCAUCCGCUCAACGUCAACAUUACAGAACUACAUCAAGGUACGGCGGAUUUUGGUGAAUUUUAUGUCAGGGUGUUUACAGAGAUGGCGCAAGCGGUGACGAACGUCAUUUCACAAGUCGAACGACAAGAUUUGGUGCAGCUUGAGUUGAGAGGCAAUACUCUGCCUCAAGGUGCGUCCUCCGUCGUGAGCGGAGAGGAGUUUGAUUUAACUCACUUACAGUCUUUCCUAGACCGAAUUGUGCAAUCUAACACAGCCGUUAAAACUGACGGUAAUUUGGUAUUCACCGUCCAACUCGUCAAAAACCCCCGAGGCGGCGGUCGAAGAAGACUCUUGUCUAAUACCUUAGACGGCGAGAUUAUUAAAAAAAAGCGACGGUCUCUGCGGGUCGUAAUCAACGGCCACGACAACCAACUUUCUUUUGCAAUUAAUCUGGCUCACCUGCUUUACCCCGAUAUUGUCGAUAGCGAAGCGUUUGCGCUCGGCAGAGACAUUCAAAGUAAGGCGGGUUUGAACGAUCAGACUGCAGUAACGUUCGGCGAUAUAGCGAAAUUUGAAAAAGUCUCAAACUGCAAAAUUGUAGUGUUCUACAGAACCGACGACGCUUGAACGCUCUCUAAAUUUGCAACCGAUUCACCGAGAAGACAAAAGACAGUGUUUAUGUUUCUGUUUGAAAAACACUACUACGGCAUAACGAGCCUGAAAUCUUUCCUAGGCUCACUGUACGUGUGCGAGUAUUGCUACACGGGGUACACCUCUGUCGUGUGUCACUAUUGCGAGGGUCAUUGCUCCGUUUGCUCGGACCCCUCCUGUAGCGAGCAAGAGCUCCGACCUGUAGUUUGCGUCGACUGUAACAGAACGUGCCAUUCCGUGUCGUGUUUAGCCAAACACAAAGAGCAGUAAUUGCGAGCUGAUUAAAAGAUGCAAAAAAUGCGACAUGCUAUACUACAUCGCUAUGAACGGUAACGGUAAACAACACGCGUGUCCAAAAGUUAAAUGUAAAAUCUGCGGCGUAACCGUAGAAAAAGACGAGAGCGAGGAGCACCUGUGUUACAUACAGCGUUUACCCGUCGAGACAAAACAUACAGAGAAAUUUCUGGCAACAAUUAAAUCGUAGGCAACUGGACUUUGAUUUUGUCUAGAAGACGUUUC
Molecule: messenger RNA, 4006 nt
Organism: Epinephelus lanceolatus (giant grouper)
Lineage: Eukaryota; Metazoa; Chordata; Actinopteri; Perciformes; Serranidae
Source: RefSeq, a predicted model, not a curated record